This is a messenger RNA of Acaulospora colombiana, 1509 nucleotides long. The record is from the annotation of a GenBank genome assembly. NCBI's taxonomy places the organism in Eukaryota, Fungi, Glomeromycota, Glomeromycetes, Diversisporales, Acaulosporaceae.
AUGAACAAGAAACAACAAACUCGCAAUGUAGCAGAGGAUUCAUUGCCGCAGCAGUCCGCAACUCCAAUGCAAAAGGUGAUUGCUGCAUGCAGCGGAUCUCUGCUGACCUCUCUUUUCAUUAGGCUUCAAUCUCAAGGUCAGCAGCCUACAUCAAACGUAAAGUUGCAUUCUCCUCUUAAAUGUUGUCGAGAAGUUCUCUUUGUGGCGCAAAAUACGCCGCAACAAUACGUUUGUCUACAUCAGCACGUAUCCAAUAAGGCAUCACCAUUAAAUUGCUUUUCUACGAACGCGACGAUAGCACACAACCAACUUGCAAAGAAUAGAUUUGGUGGAACAUGGGAUAUAGCAGUAAAAAUUGUUCGUAACGAAGGGAUCACAUCAUUGUGGAAAGGACUCUCCCCGGCACUUGUAAUGUCUGUUCCCACGACCGUGAUCUAUUUUGUAGGAUAUGAUCACUUGAGGGACACUUUAUGGAAGAAUUGGAAAUGGAAAUAUUCAGAGAGUUAUUCUCCAAUGGUAGCCGGAGUCUUGGCUAGAACACUUGCCGUAACCUUUGUAUCUCCGUUGGAAUUACUACGAACAAGAAUGCAAGGGCCUGAAGGUGUUCACGGUGCGAGAAAAGUUGUGGGUGGUGUGCGAAACAUGGUGAAGGUGAAUGGAAUAUCAUCAUUAUGGCGCGGUUUGGAAUCGUCGCUCUUUCGCGAUGUACCCUUCUCGGCUCUAUAUUGGACUGGUUAUGAGAUGUUAAAAAGAAAUUUAAACAAUUACUUGAAAAACAAUAAUCUCGAAGGAACACUCAAUACGCUGGAAGUCGCCUUUUUAUGUGGGGCCACAUCUGGAAUGGAUGGUAUUGUUUUAGGUGCAGAUACACGUGCGACUGAAGGACCAAUUGUGGCAGAUAAAAAUUGCGAAAAGAUUCAUUACCUUGCUCCGAAUAUGUAUUGUUGCGGUGCCGGUACAGCCGCCGAUACCGAAUACACAACUGCAUUGAUUAGUUCAAAGCUGGAAUUGCAUCGAUUGACCACUGGAAGACAGGCUCGCGUUGUAACCGCCAUGACGAUGUUGAAGCAAAUGCUUUUUAGGUUGGGCUACAUUGGAGCCGCAUUAAUAGUUGGUGGUUAUGAUGUAACCGGGCCUAAUUUGUUCACCGUACAUCCUCACGGAAGCACUGAUAAGUUGCCAUAUGUGACCAUGGGUAGUGGUUCGUUGGCAGCAAUGUCUAUAUUCGAAAGUAGAUGGGUGAAGGAUAUGGAGCGUCAAGAUGCCAUUGAUCUCGUUAGAGAUGCCAUCGAAGCUGGUAUCUUUAACGAUCUUGGGUCUGGUUCCAACGUGGAUGUCGUGGUACUUGAAAAAGACAAAACAGAUAUCCUGAGGAACUAUGCUAAACCUAACGAACGUGCGCAAAAAGAGCAAAGCUAUAAGUAUAAGCGUGGAACUACAGCUUUUCUUAAAGAGUCUAUAAAGGAUUUAGUUAUCGUCACUGAGGGCGAGGCUAUGGAUAUUUCAUAG